AUGGGAGACCUAGAAUUUGCCAAGUUUCACAACUUAGCCAUUUUCCUUGAAGGUCCUCCCGUAGCUCACAAUGAUUUAAAGUUCAUUGUUAAUGGUUUGAAGAAGUGUUGUCUGGUCCAUGCAUUAACAACAUGUCCUGCAAUUUACCAAAGCCUGAUCAAAGACUUCUGGAGAAGCGCAGAUGUGAAGAAGGACAAAAAGGAUGGAAAAUUCAUUGAAGUUACAAUUGAAGGAAAGAAAGAUAUUUUAGACCAUAUGGGGUAUGUGGGAAGUUUUCCCCCUACCAUCAAGAAAUUGCUUCCUCCUUGUUGGAAGUAUCUAGCUCAUGUGCUUGUGAGCUGUAUUUCUGGUAGGAGAUCCGGUGCAAAUGAAAUCUCCUCAGCUAACACUAGAGCAAUCACAACCUUGGCUGCAGGAAUUGAGUUCAACUUCUCGAUGUUUAUAAUGAAUGAGUUGGUUCUAAAUCUUGAGGAGAAUAAGAGAGAUAAAAUUUUGAUGUACCCAAGAUUUCUGCAAAUCAUCUUCAAUGUUAUGCAUCCCGAGCUGCGAAGAGGAAACGAAACUUUGGAUCUUAAAUCCAUUGAAAAUGAUCGGUUGGAAUCAGAAGAUCAAUCCAUCCCUACGGAGUCUGAAGACAUUGUGCAUUCAACCUCUGAACUAGAGUUUGAGGAAAUUCAUGAUUCUCCUACAGCCAUAAUGGUGGAGGAGCAUGAUUAUCAUAUGGAGGAUGAAACUAAAUCUGCUCAUGAGGAUGAUGAUGACAAUCUCUAUGGUGAUGUAGAAUUUUUGAAGGAAAUUGACUUCACACGGUUCUGUGAUGAUAUCCCGAAAAACAUUGAGCUUCAUCUUAAUGAUGAAGAAUUUGGUCCUUUUCCUGGAUUCCUCAACAACUGCCUUAAUAAAAUCAAUGAAGUUGCCUCUUCAGCAACCAAACCUAGGGAAGAAGGAAAUGCUCUCAAAAUUCUACUCUCCACGUCUAAGCCCAUGGAGGAUGCGUCAAGUCAAGGAGAUGUGAUGUCAGAGAUUCCUCCCUCUGUGUCAACUAUCUGCUCCAAUUGUUCCUGA
Messenger RNA from Lactuca saligna, 1065 nucleotides. The record is from the annotation of a GenBank genome assembly. Lineage: Eukaryota; Viridiplantae; Streptophyta; Magnoliopsida; Asterales; Asteraceae.